Canis lupus familiaris (dog) is the source of this 2378-nucleotide messenger RNA. Its product is annotated as protein C1orf194-like. Lineage: Eukaryota; Metazoa; Chordata; Mammalia; Carnivora; Canidae. Bases 962 to 1411 code for a protein of 149 amino acids. The record is from RefSeq and is a predicted model, not a curated record. The transcript has a single exon.
UAAAUACAUUGGGAUAAAUCCAUUAUAACUGAUCAUGCCAUUUUUCCUAAUCAUCAGAUUAUCAUAAGAGGAUUAACACUGGUCGGGGGAAAUGUCUAUUCCCUAGUCCAGGUUGUUUCCUUUUAGGUAGGGAAUGCUCCAUCAGUUACGUCAUUCCUAACUUGCCUCUACUUCCAGGGGAGAAGUGACUUACUUGAUUGAUGAUUUUGGAAGAAGAAAAUUGUUGUGUGUGGCUUAGCACCUUUUCUCUAGAGAUCAGGUGUCUCCUGGAGAGCAUCCCCAAUUUCUGUUCUGCUCCUCCAGGGGAGGUAUGUCAGAACAGUAUUGCCUGAGUCUGAAGAAGCCCACUUAAUUGUGGAUUUUAGUAUGCAGGAGUUCUCUUGCCUGCAAGAUAUAAGCCACCUUCUCUGGGACAAAGUCUUUCAGAACAGAGGUAAUAUUUUGGUCUCCAUAAGCUUCAUUUCUGUUUUAUGUAUGUAUGUAUGCAUGUAUGUAUGUACGUAUUUAUUUAAAACUUGUGCAAAGGGAAGAGGUGCUUCUUAUUGCUCCUCCCAGGACUUAAAAACAUCAGUGAUGAGAGUAACUGAACAUUCCACAACAAGACAAAAUACAACCGUCCAGACACUUUCAUGUGUACCGACUUCCAUACUCCUGCAAACUACCUAGAUUAUUUGAAGUUACAAUGAAAAAACUCCAUAGAAAUGAGGCAAAGGUAAGGUUAACAAAAUAGCAUGGUCUGACCAAGAAAACCUCAAUGCAAAGGUGAUUUCUAGACCAAGUAGGAUACAAUAAUAAGAGAAUGUUAUGCUAACAUAAAUUCACCACAUUUGUCACUCUGUUGUAAUGCCUUUGCCUUACAAAAUCACACGUUUAUGUCAUCAAGUAUAAUUAAGCCAAGACCAGGUGUGCGGCUGCACGGGCUUUCCAUCCCUCAUACCAGCGUCUCACUCUGCCUUUUACCAUGCCUUUCACCCGAGACCCUUACCAGCACCCUACGUUGGAAAACAAUGAUUCCUACCUGGGGAAACUCUGGGCUUCCAAGAAACUGCCAUAUAAGCACCCAACUCACCUUGCUCAGCAACAGGAACCCUGGAGUCAGCUCAGCUCAACUCCCACAAUCACCUCCAUGAGGCAGGAUAUUUAUUUUUUUGCUUCUGAGAUACCAAAGGAUGACCUGGAUUUCCGCUUAGCAGCCUUGUACAACCACCACAUAGGGACAUUCCAGAACAAAAGUGAGAUAAUUUUACACCAGGAGACCACCCAGGAUAUCCAUGGAAUCAUCAAGACCCAAUUCUCUGGAGAACUUUUACCCUCUCCUCCACCACCUUCCAUCACUUCUCGAGCUAACAUCAGACGCUGGAUCAACCCUAAGAAGCAGUCGAGACUAUCCACAGCAUCCAGGGAUCCAUAGUGUCCCCUCACAUUGCAGCCACCAAUGGAGGCUACUCCUGAAAGAAUGAUGGUGGCUUCCUCUCUGCUUAGUGUUGACAGGCCCCUGGACUAAUUAAUCAUAGUGGAACAUGCUGCCACCCAUCUCCAUUAAAUAGAUUUGUGCUGAAAAAAAAAAAAUUAAACCAAGACCACAAAUAAGGACUAGAUUUGUCUCCAUGUUAAUUUCACAUCCAGUAUCUUCCAUCCCUAUCAGGAAGGCAUCAGGAAUGCCUAAUUUUUUAUUAUGUCUCUAAGUUCAAACAAAGAAUUAGAAAUAAAUAACUGGAAUUCCUAACCAAUCCUUAAAGACAAUUAAGUUACUGCUCCUAUCUCUAAAUUUAUGUCCCUUCUUAUCAAGACAAUCCAUUGGAUACACACUACCCUCUAACCCCCAAGAAAAGGAGAGACUAGACAAGUGUUGAAAGAGACCAAAGCUUAUGAGAUAUAUUUGGUUUUACGGGUUGAAUCCAACAAACUCUAUUGCACUUUUUUCUGAUCCUGCUGACAAGAGGUGCUCUAGUGUUGGAAAUCUGGAGAAAGAAAGAUUUAGAACUAUCUACAGUAGAGUUUAGGAAGAAAGGUCAUGGUGAACAUGAGAGUGGGCAUCUGAGGGAAUCUGGUAACAACAAAGGAAAAGCGGCCAAACAGAGGUAGAGGUGGAGACACAGCCAAUAUAGAAGCCAGUGAAUGGAAAGAAUGACAACAAAGCACAAAGGUGGAACUCAUUCAUUCAAUGAGUAUUUGUUAUGUGAUUCUCCAUGCAGAGCCUAACCUUAACUGCUGUUGUGAACAUAAGAACUGCUCCUUCUCACAAAGAUUUUGAUAUUUAGCUGGGGAAAUGAGAUACACAGAAGCAAAAAGCAAAUAACAUUCGAACAAAAUGUGAUUUAACAACUGAGUUGUACAGGAAAUUUAUUUAAUACAUGAGAAUACAGAAAAGAAAGGAA